This is a messenger RNA of Orycteropus afer afer, 2298 nucleotides long. RefSeq names its product lysyl oxidase like 4 (gene LOXL4). Lineage: Eukaryota; Metazoa; Chordata; Mammalia; Tubulidentata; Orycteropodidae. The record is from RefSeq and is a predicted model, not a curated record. Gene Ontology annotation, biological process: peptidyl-lysine oxidation. Gene Ontology annotation, cellular component: membrane. Gene Ontology annotation, molecular function: copper ion binding; protein-lysine 6-oxidase activity.
UUAACCCCAGCUGCCCUUGAAGUCCCCACAAUGCGGUCCCCACCAGCCACCUUCUCCCUGCUCCUGUUGCUGCUGGGCCAGGCCCCUCCAAGCAGGCCGCAGUCACUGGGCACCAUGAAGCUACGGCUGGUGGGCCCAGCGAGCAAGCCAGAGGAGGGCCGCCUGGAGGUGCUACACCAGGGCAAGUGGGGCACCGUGUGUGAUGAUGACUUUGCCCUCCAGGAGGCCACAGUGGCCUGCCGCCAGCUGGGCUUUGAGGCCGCCUUGACCUGGGCCCACAGUGCUAAGUAUGGCCAAGGAGAGGGCCCCAUCUGGCUGGACAAUGUGCACUGUGUGGGCACAGAGAGCUCCCUGGAUCAGUGUGGGUCUAAUGGUUGGGGCGUCAAUGACUGCAGCCACUCAGAGGAUGUUGGGGUGGUGUGCCAACCCCGGCGCCAGCACGGCUAUCUUUCUGGGAGCAUCUCCAAUGCCCUUGGGCCCCAGGGCCGGCGGCUGGAGGAGGUACGACUCAAGCCCAUCCUUGCCAGUGCCAAGCGGCAGAACCCAGUGACUGAGGGGGCUGUGGAGGUGAAGUAUGAGGGACACUGGCGGCAGGUGUGUUACCAGGGCUGGACCAUGAACAACAGCAGAGUGGUGUGCGGGAUGCUGGGCUUCCCCAGCCAACAGCCUGUUGAUACCCACUACUAUAGGAAAGUCUGGAACUUGAAGAUGAAGGAUCCCAAGUCUAGGUUGAAGAGCCUCUCUAGGACCAAUUCCUUCUGGGUCCACCGUGUCACCUGCCUGGGAACAGAGUCCCACAUAGCCAGCUGCCAAGUGCAAAUGUCUCCAGCCCGGGGCAAGCUGCAGCCAGCCUGCCCAGGAGGCAUGCACGCUGCGGUCAGCUGUGUGGCAGGGCCCCUCUUCCGCCAGCCCAAGGCAAAGCCAAGGCGCAAGGAUCCCAGGGCAGAGGAGCCGAGGGUGCGCCUCCGCUCUGGGGCUCAGGUGGGCGAAGGCCGGGUGGAAGUGCUCAUGCACCGUCAGUGGGGCACUGUCUGCGACCACGGGUGGAAGCUCAGCUCUGCCAGCGUCGUGUGUCGUCAGCUCGGCUUUGGCUCUGCUCGGGAGGCCCUCUUUGGGGCCCGGCUGGGCCAAGGGCUGGGACCCAUCCAUCUGAGUGAGGUGCACUGCAGCGGGUAUGAGCAGACCCUCAGUGACUGCCAAGCCCUGGAAGGGUCCCAGAAUGGUUGUCAACACGAGAAUGACGCUGCCGUCAGGUGCAACGUCCCUAACAUGGGUUUCCAGAAUCAGGUGCGCUUGGCUGGCGGACGCAAUCCCGAGGAGGGUGUGGUGGAGGUGCAGGUGGAGGUGAACGGGAUCCGACGCUGGGGGGCCGUGUGCAGUGACCACUGGGAGCUCACUGAAGCCAUGGUGGUCUGUCGACAGCUCGGUCUGGGUUUUGCCAAUCAUGCUAUCAAGGACACCUGGUACUGGCAGGGCACACCGGGGGCUGGAGAUGUGGUGCUGAGUGGGGUGCACUGCUCUGGGACAGAGCUGGCCCUGCAGCAGUGCCAGAGGCACGGGCCGGUGCACUGCUCCCACGGCACAGGGCGCUUCUCGGCCGGAGUCUCCUGCACCAACAGUGCUCCAGACCUAGUGAUGAACGCCCAACUGGUCCAGGAGACGGCCUACUUGGAGGACCGCCCGCUCAGCCAGCUGUACUGCGCUCACGAGGAGAACUGCCUCUCCAAGUCUGCCGACCUCAUGGACUGGCCCUACGGACACCGACGCCUGCUGCGCUUCUCCUCACAGAUCUACAACCUGGGCCGGGCCGACUUUCGCCCCAAGACAGGCCGCCACAGCUGGAUCUGGCACCAGUGUCACAUGCACUACCACAGCAUCGAGGUCUUCACCCACUAUGACCUACUCACUCUCAAUGGCUCUAAGGUGGCUGAGGGACACAAGGCCAGCUUCUGUCUAGAGGACACGAAUUGUCCCACAGGCCUGCAGCGGCGCUAUGCAUGUGCCAACUUUGGGGAACAGGGAGUGACUGUGGGCUGCUGGGACACCUACCGGCAUGACAUUGACUGCCAAUGGGUGGACAUCACAGAUGUGGACCCUGGGAAUUAUAUCUUCCAGGUGGUGGUGAACCCCAAAUAUGAGGUGGCAGAGUCAGAUUUCACCAAUAACAUGAUGCAGUGUCGCUGCAAGUAUGACGGGCACCGGGUCUGGCUGCACAACUGCCACACAGGGGAUUCAUAUCAAGCCAACGCAGAGCUGUCCCUGGAGCAGGAGCAGCGUCUCAGGAGCAACCUCAUCUGA